CAAAUUUACUCUCUUCAUUAUCGUUGCAGUAAACGAACGUAGAAAGAGGACGGAAAGCUUUCUCGAUGCAAAAUUUUCUCAAUUGUUAUUUUGUGUUUGCGACGACAGAAAAUUUUGAAGGAAAUUGAUUUUUUUGCAACAAAUUUAAGAAGUUGCAGUUAUGGAGAAUGUGGAGCUAUACGAAAUUCUUGGAGUGGAUAAAAGUUCGACAUAUGCUGAAAUUAAAAAGAAUUAUCGAAAAUUAGCUAAAGAGUUUCACCCAGACAAGAAUCCCGAAGCUGGUGAUAAAUUUAAGGAAAUUUCAUUUGCGUACGAAAUUCUUUCUGAUCCAGAGAAGCGCAAAAUCUAUGAUCAAUAUGGUCUGAAAGGGGUGCAAGAAGGCAGUGAUGGAUUCGGUGAUGCAUCCGAAUUUUUUUCGCAUUGGUUCCCUUUCAGUGGAGGUCAAAGUCACGGUGGCGGCGGCGGUGGCGGCGGUAGUUUUGGCAACAACCGUUCGCGGGCAGGAGCACAAGUGGUGGUGAAAUUAGAAGUGACAUUGGAGGAAUUAUACAAUGGAAAUGUUUCAAAACCUGUUGAAUAUAAGCGUACUUCUUUUUGCGGCACAUGCAACGGCGAAGGAGGACCUGAAAUGACCGUGGAACAAUGUAAAGCCUGUAAUGGCACUGGACGCACUGCAAAUUACUCCUUUAUGGGCGCCUUUGUAAACGCGUUCGAGUCUACAUGUGCGUCUUGUUAUGGACGCGGCACCACUAUACCAGAUGGAUUUCGUUGUGCUACCUGUAGCGGUAGUGGAUUGGUAGAAGAGGAGUUAAAACAUGAAGUGCCUAUUGAGAAAGGUGCACCAAAUAUGCUGAAAGUACUAUUCCACUCCGCGGGCAAUCAGCCAUUGGUGGGCGAACGUGGCGAUCUGAUUGUGGUUUUAGUGCAAGCCGAACAUCCGGUAUUCAUACGACGCCAGAAUGACCUCUUCCUGCGAGAUAUACGCAUAAACAUCACUCAAGCAUUGUGUGGUUUUGUGCAUUGUUUCCAGCACUUAGAUGGGCGUACUUUAUGCAUCACAAAUAAGCCGGGUGAUGUUAUAAAACACAGUGAACUUAGAGUCGUUACUGGCGAAGGUAUGCCAUUGCGCAAUAAUCCCUUCGAGCGAGGUGAUCUUUUUGUUGAAUUCAACAUUGACUUUCCCGAUGACAAUUUUGCGACUAUUGACCAGAUGCAUUUGUUGGAGACACUGUUGCCGCCACGCCAACCCUUCACAAUGCCCGAAGAUGCCGAGGAAGUAGUGAUGACGGAUGUGCCACCAUAUGGCGAAGGCGGUCAUGCUGGGGCACAAGGUGGAAUGGAUGAUGACGAUGAGAGUGCACAUUUCGAGAGUGUACAAUGUCAAACUGGAUAAAGCUGCAUAUAUAUAUGUAUAGCGUACUAAAGAGUAUAGUAAAAUUUUUGGUGCGAUAACGAAAUUUUGCGUGUGCUGUGCAAUAUAGUUGGACAUGCAGAGUCUUACCAAUGUGAAACAUUAUAAUAUAAAAAGAGAGCGCGAUAAGGGAAUGAGUAUUGUGUAGAGGCGGUGUGCUGCAUUCAAUAAGUUCUUCUAUUUUAUCCUUUUUGUUUGUUUUAUGUGUGUGUGUGUGCUCUUUUGGACUUAACAUAUUUUCGAAGAAUUCGCUUUUAACCUUUUGUUUUACUUACUUACACACUUUCACCUACGUGAUAAUGAAAUAAUAUAAUGCAAUGAUUGUUUUAACUUAUGCACAUAACUGAAGGGCGGCUAAAAUUGUUUGAAUUCGAUAGAAAGAAUAAAAAUAUGUAAACAAUUUUUAUUUAUUAACAACAAAAACAACCAUUUAGUUGAAAAAAGAUAUUUAAAUUACUAAGUAACGAUAUUAUUAAUAAUAAUGUAAGCAUUCUUGAAGGAAUAACGGAAUGUAAUGAGCAAA
Anastrepha ludens (Mexican fruit fly) is the source of this 1934-nucleotide messenger RNA. RefSeq names its product dnaJ homolog subfamily A member 4 (gene DnaJ-H). The record is from RefSeq and is a predicted model, not a curated record. Gene Ontology annotation, biological process: protein refolding. Gene Ontology annotation, molecular function: Hsp70 protein binding. Lineage: Eukaryota; Metazoa; Arthropoda; Insecta; Diptera; Tephritidae. Gene Ontology annotation, cellular component: cytoplasm; cytosol. The coding region runs from base 161 to 1393 and encodes 410 amino acids. The transcript is spliced from 3 exons.